AUGAACUUAUUUCGGCUCAGUGCAGACAUGAUGCAUUUGGCAUCCAUCUUGAUUUUACUAGCAAAGAUUAAACAAAGCCGUUCUUGCGUUGGCAUCUCACUCAAGACGCAAAUUUUAUUCUGUAUUGUAUUUUUGACGCGAUAUAUCGAUGUUGUAUAUAAAUUUCACUCUGUAUAUAAUACAGCCAUGAAGAUAUUCUUUCUCGCUUCGUCUGUUUACGUCUUGUAUUUAAUGAAGGUCAAAUUCAAGGCAACCUACGAUCCAAACCUUGAUACCUUCCGAAACGAAUAUUUACUGGUAUUUGCUGCUGUCUUAUCAGUUUUACUUUGUUACGAAUACACCGUGAUCGAGGUACUUUGGUCCUUCUCUAUUUGGUUAGAAUCAGUAGCCAUUUUACCACAAUUAUUCAUGUUACAACGUACAGGAGAAGCAGAGACGAUCACCACUCAUUAUAUUUUCGCACUAGGUGCCUAUCGUACACUUUACUUGUUUAACUGGGUUUACAGAUAUUAUUACGAAGAGAAAUAUACCGUGGAUUGGAUUGCUUCUUUAGCAGGCUUAUUACAAACUGCCUUGUAUAGUGAUUUCUUUUAUAUUUAUUACGUCAAGGUUGUGAAGGGUCAAAAGUUCGAAUUACCAAAGUAA
Molecule: messenger RNA, 645 nt
Organism: Mucor mucedo
Lineage: Eukaryota; Fungi; Mucoromycota; Mucoromycetes; Mucorales; Mucoraceae
Product: ER lumen protein retaining receptor
Exons: 4
Coding region: 1-645 (214 amino acids)
Biological process (GO): endoplasmic reticulum to Golgi vesicle-mediated transport; protein retention in ER lumen
Cellular component (GO): membrane; endoplasmic reticulum; cis-Golgi network
Molecular function (GO): ER lumen protein retrieval receptor activity
Source: RefSeq, a predicted model, not a curated record